AUGGACCUGUUUGCUCCACAGCUCUGUUUGGUGGAAGCUCCUAGAACCUUUCACAGGCCGCGGCUGGAGCUUUUAGAGCUCGUUCACUCGGAGCCCGCUGCGGAGCUGCAACAAAACCAGAUAAGUUUCCCGGUAACCUCGGGCUUGAGCUGGCCGUGGAAGAAGCCCCCUGGGCUACCCUCUCCACACCCACUUCAAAAUUUGCUUGAUGGUGGAGUCCUUUGCAGAGUGACGGGCAAUGUCACUGGACGAGACAGGCCCAGUCUCAAGGCAGUCAAUGAGGAGGACUGGCGUCUCAGGGAUAAGGCACUUCAGCUUUCAGACCAGAUGUUAAACCAAACUACUUUGCAUUCUUCAAUUAAGGAUAUUGUCACGGAACUCUUAAAAGAAGCUAUACUUGCCAAUAUGGAAAACUCCAAAGGAUUCUUGAUUGAUGGCUAUCCCCAAGAGAUUCAACAUGGAGAACUGUUUGAGAAUGAGAUUGGUGAGCCCUCUCUGGUACUCUGCAUGGAUUGUUCUUCUAAGACUAUGAGUAGUCGCCUUUUGCAAAAGAGCCAGUGCCUUGAGGAUAAUAUUGAAACUAUCAUGAAAUGCAUUGAAGCUUACUAUAAAACAGCUGAGCCACUAAUUGCAUAUUACGAAAACAGAAUCCCAGUUUUUAAGAUAAAUGCAGAAGGAACACCAGAGGAAGUUUUUCUUGAGAUAUGCACUUCAGUCAAUACUUUUCUGAAGGAAUAGCAUCACUUUCAGAAUUUAAUGUAAUGGCAGUGCUGUAACACAUACAAGAAUACAGUAUUCUUUACAAAUGCUGUUCAAAGCAAUAGCUGCUGCCUUGGAAAAUUAAUGCAUGUUGUAAACAUUGUAAAAAUCUUUGUAACUUAAAUGGUAUCGUAAUGACAUGUGUACUGUAUAUGGCCUAUGAUAGUUUGCCGUUCACAGGUUUAAAAAAGCCAGCAUGGUAAACAGCAGCUGAGUUUUAUAGCACACAAACAUGCUUCUUUCACUACUACAAGACAUACUAUACAGUCAAUCACAGUAUUUCCUGUCAGUAAGUGUUGUAACAGUGAAUUUGCUGCUGAACGCAAAUCAAUUUUUGAGGCUAUUUAAGCUUGCUCUUUUUUGUAGUUCUUGAACAGUCUGUUUUCUGUCAUUAUCUUUUACGAGAACAUGUCUGCAAUUAGGUUUGCAGUCAUUUACAAACCAAAUAGUGAAUUGGAAGAGACUCACAAAAAGCGUGAUAUGCAAUAUAUGAACCAUGUGUGAAAUAACUGUGAUUGCAGGACUAGCUGUGAUACAACCAUCCAUGCAAGUAUCCUAUGUAGUUAUGGUUUGAAAGAUUUUUGAUUUACAAUGCUUACAGAGGGAUAUGUAUGCAGAAAAGAAAAAGUGCCAAAUAUUGCUUAUAUCUUUAAGAUGGGUUGAUUUAGAGCUAAUAAUGGCAGUGUCUAAAAAAAAUCCACACAUUUCAAAAGACUACAGGCAAAUCAUUGUCUCUAAAUACUGAUUGCUGUAUAUGUGACAGCUACAUAUAGCAAUUGUCAGGUUUAAAUCCUUUAAUUUAUUGCUUGGCAUUUAACAUGAUGGGAAAUUUAAAUCGUAAAUGAGCAGUGUUCAAUUCAGAUUUCUACACGCUUUCCACAUGCAUAUACGCACACACACUUACUUCUUGAUGACUGAAAUACUGAAGUUUUUUGGAGUGUUGAUCAAGAAACAAAAAAUCUUAAUAGCCUGUAUAAGAAACUGCCUCCUUUUCUUUGGCUGUCCUCUAUCUCUUCUUGCAUGCUAGAACAAUUGCAUUAUCAAUGAACAAUUCAGAAAAAUUUGUAUUUUUCAACCUACUACUCUUGUAUGAAAAGGUAAUAAAAAUAAAAUGUAUGGACAAAUGUUAA
Molecule: messenger RNA, 1889 nt
Organism: Thamnophis sirtalis
Lineage: Eukaryota; Metazoa; Chordata; Lepidosauria; Squamata; Natricidae
Source: RefSeq, a predicted model, not a curated record